This is a messenger RNA of Oenanthe melanoleuca, 8757 nucleotides long. RefSeq names its product fucosyltransferase 9 (gene FUT9). The record is from RefSeq and is a predicted model, not a curated record. The coding region runs from base 1 to 1080 and encodes 359 amino acids. Gene Ontology annotation, cellular component: membrane. Gene Ontology annotation, molecular function: alpha-(1->3)-fucosyltransferase activity. NCBI's taxonomy places the organism in Eukaryota, Metazoa, Chordata, Aves, Passeriformes, Muscicapidae. The transcript has a single exon.
AUGACAUCGACAUCUAAAGGAAUUUUCCGGCCAUUUUUUAUUAUCUUCAUUAUCCUUGGUUGUUUCAUGGCAUUUAUAUUAAUUUAUAUCAAACCAACAAACAGCUGGAUUUCUGGUCCGAUAGAAUCAGCCAGUUCAGUGUUGAAAAUGAAGAACUUCUUUUCUUCCAAAACUGAUAAUCUCAAUGAAACCACUGUUUUGAUCUGGGUUUGGCCGUUUGGUCAGACAUUUGAUCUAACAUCCUGCCAAACCAUGUUCAACAUCCCUGGCUGCCAUCUGACCAUUGACCGCUCGCUCUAUAACAGAUCCCACGCCGUCCUCAUCCAUCACAGAGACAUUAGCUGGGAUCUGGCUAAUUUACCUCAGCAAGCCAGGCCACCAUUCCAGAAGUGGAUUUGGAUGAACUUGGAGUCCCCAACGCAUACCCCACAAAAGAGUGGCAUUGAGCACCUUUUUAACCUGACCCUGACUUACCGGCGCGACUCGGAUAUCCAGGUGCCUUACGGCUUCAUGAUGGUCGGUACGAGCUCCUUCACCUUUGAAGUACCAAGUAAGGAGAACUUGGUCUGUUGGGUUGUCAGUAACUGGAACCCUGAGCACGCCCGAGUCAAGUAUUACAACGAGCUUAGCAAAUACAUUGAAAUCCACACCUACGGACAAGCCUUCGGAGACUACGUCAACGAUAAAAACUUGAUCCCAACUAUCUCCACGUGUAAAUUCUACCUUUCCUUCGAAAAUUCAAUCCACAAAGAUUACAUUACUGAGAAACUUUACAAUGCUCUUCUGGCUGGAUCAGUACCAGUUGUACUGGGCCCUUCCAGAGAAAAUUAUGAGAAUUACAUUCCAGCAGACUCUUUCAUACAUGUGGAAGAUUUUCUCUCCCCCAGAGAGCUGGCAGAAUAUCUUCUGAUGCUUGACAAAAAUAACAAGAUGUAUCUUAGUUAUUUCAACUGGAAGAAAGAUUUUUCAGUGCAUCUUCCUAGGUUCUGGGAAUCACACGCAUGUCUUGCCUGUGAUCAUGUGAAAAGACACCAGGAAUACAAGUCCAUUGGAAAUUUAGAAAAAUGGUUUUGGAAUUAAUCUGUGGGGGUGUGUGUGGGUGUGUGCUUGUGUGUGCACUUUUUUGAAGAAGCCAGAAAGGACUUCAGUCCAAGUGGAGAGGAAAGGAAAAGAGAAAAAAUGGAAGGAAAAGAGACUCUCAUGUCAUGGUUUAUCCGUUGUUCUCUCUUGGCUAUCCUAUUUAUAUUUUGUAAGAGAUUUUAAAAGAUCAGCAGCAGCAGUCAUCAGUACUCAGUUUCAAAUUAUAAUAGAGAUACUAAUUAUGUGCACUGAAGAGUAUUUGAUUGCUUAUUAUAAAUUUAAAACAAGAUUUCCCACAUUUUCUGUGAAACUUGUCCUGGUCUUACACUUGAAGUAGUCAUUUCUAACAAUUUUUUUUUUUUUCUUUUUAACAUUACCUUUGUUGUUUAACCUAUUUGGAAAAUGAGAAAACAAUUUUUAAAUGUCAGAGAAAAUUUUAAGAAGAUAAUUUGUUGUUCCAAACUGAAAUGUGUGUAAAACUUCAAAAGACAGUAAAGUUCCCUGUGUACAACUUACAUUAAGAGCACAGUAGAGUACAAUACCUAACAUUAUGGAAGUGUGAUUAAUUGCCCCCUUUUUAAGGGUAAUGAACCUAGAAUUAUGGGUUUUUUAAAUGUAUUAGAAUAAUAGAUAGUCUUUGUUUCUAAAAAUGUUUCCUAACAAAAGGUCCCAUUAUGUUGCUUCAGAAAUAUAUCUUUUCUUACCCUCUGAAGAACACAGAAGUCAGAUUUAGAGAAAAUUACCAAUCCUGGUGACCAAGGCCUAGAUUCAUCCAAUUUUUGAGUACAUUCAAAUGCAACACACCCUUGGCCCUCAAUAUGUCUCAAGUAUUUUUAACCUGAACUAGGGCAUUAAGUAGUGUUACACUGAGAUAAACAGAUUUUAACAAAGGUGUUUGAUUACAUCAGCCUCGUGCACUGUAUUCAGCUGGUAAUCAUGGAUUUUUAGAAGCAGUUUGCUGACAAAUUUUAGAAAGCUAUCUCGUAUAAUUUCUUGGAUAAUGGUGAAUUUUUCCCCAAAUUCUGCAAAGAUCUGUUGAGUUUUAACUGUAUCUGAACAACUUGAUGUUAUGACACACAAAUGUGGGGAAAAAAUUGCUAAGCAAUCAAUUUUCUGAGAGAAAUAGGGUGAAUUCAGUAAAUAAGCUAUCAGGCUUUCAAUUUAUUAAGCUAAUGAAUUUGAGGGGUUGAAAAUAUUUAUAUGAGUGGUAUUAAAAUUCAUUCUUCAGAGCAACAACUGCUAUCAAUAUUUGAUAAUAUAAGUAGGUUUUUAAGUAUUAAAUUUGCUCUAAUAGCAAACACAAUAUUGUGAUGAUUGUCAUAACUGUUUAAAAUGUCUACUUUAAACAUGCAUCAUUUGAUUUUGCUACUUCUUGCAGCUAAGAAAAAUUUCUGAUUGCCAUAUAUAUUCAUAUAUACAAGGUUGAUUUAAUGACAUGGGUAUGUUUUGGUAUCAAAUGAAAGCAAAUCAGCUUGGAUUUUCAGGUUAAAGUGUUGCAAAUCACACCAGCUACUGGAAAAAAAAGAAAAAGGUUAGACUAGAAUGACUUCUGCUUGUGAGAUGUAUAAGACCCUGAUCAAGCAAAGUAGUCAAUCAAGUAACUAAGAUUAAAUUUGCAGACAAGAUUUAAUUUGCUGAAGUAAGGAAAUGAGAGUUAAAUGAUAAAUAUUUAUCAGAAGACAAUGUGACUUUUCAGAUUUUUAUUUUCUUUUUAUUCCAGGCUGGAAUAGAAACACAAAAGGCUAUAAGAGUAACUAGUUAAAUUUCUAGAACUCAAAACCACAUGGAAAAAUUAUAGAAUCACUUUUGCUCUCCCUAUGGUUUCAAAAGCCAGCUAGCUUUCAAUAUACUGUGAAUCACCUAAACUCACCAGCAUUCUAGUAUGCACCAAGACAAGCUUACCUUGAAAAUUAAUGCAAUACAGGGAAACUGAGUCUUCUAAGAACAAACUCCUCACAUGCAUGUAAUAUGAGAAGUAUUUUAUCAUUUUGAAGGGAAGUGGUUCUGGCUUAUAGUCUGACCUACAGACUAUAACAUAACAUUUUGUUCUCAGGAGGACUGUGAAAUUCUCAGUGACCGAGCAGACCACUAGUUUGGCUCAAUAACCUGAUUUCCUCAGUGCUGGAAUUUGCAUUGACUUCAGUGAAAGGUGAAUGUGUACAAUCCUUUUUUCCAUUCCUCACUGCAGAUCAUGAGAGUUGUUCUGUGGGUUAGAAGGCCUGAGGUCAAAUCAGACCAGUUUCUUGGUAGCAAGUUCAGCUAAGUCCUUACAGUAAUAACAAACAAGCAUGUAUAAGAUAUAUGUGCUGUUACUACAGAUAUUUGUCAGUGUAUGCACAGGAAAGUUUUGAAAUAUACACUGAAUUUUAAUCCUGUAACCUCUUCAUCUCUGCAAGCACAAGUGCUUAAUCUUAGGCUGAAUUUCAUGAAAUGUGAAAUUCUUUUCAUGGAACUGGAAAAAGUGUGGUUCUUUUCACAAGAAGAGAAGCUCCACACAAGGCUUGUAUACAUUUCAUGCAGGAAACAUUGCUAAAAUUGCUUAAAAAAUUAAUAAAACAGGAGAGAAAUCUAAUCCAGAACUAUGCAUAAGAAUCUUUACCAAAUCCUGAAAAGUAUACAUGACCCUAAUGCCUCACUGGCAUUCUUGAAGAGUAAGGGCUGGAGCAAAAUUAAGCCAAUAUUUAUAAGGAUUUUAACGUGAUCUGCAGAUAUCAGGCCUUAAGCAGUUCUGGAUUUAAAGAUCUUUGUUGACAGAAGAUGAAGCAUUUUUGGGCAUGUCCAGCCUAUGCAGUAAAUGAUGUGAAGCAAUGUAUAUAAAACAUCUGUGCACCAUGCAUGAUAAAGGCUGCCUGCCUAGACCUAGACACUUAACUCACCUAAAGUUGCUUCCAGUCUGUAUCUGUAUUCAACUUUGUGAGGUCUGUGCUUCUUUUGUGAUCUACUCUACAUGAACAGCAAGCACAAACAGACUCAAAUAACAAAUCACUGUGAUAGAGAAUGAGCAAAUGCAACCAACUGUGGAAGGGUAAAUUACAUGGGACUAGACAAAACAGGUAUUGUGCUUUGGUACUGCUGGCAAAAGAAGAUAAUUGUAUCAGAAAAAAGAACUAAAAGUUGGGCAAUCACACCAGUUCUAACAAUUUUCUCAACAAGUUUCUUUCAGAUAUUCAGUUUAUUUUGUUUGCCAGUCCAUAGCAGUCUUGAGUUGCACUCAUCACAAGUUAACUAAGCAGUCAGUGAAGAAAGAGAGUAAUCACCAUUCUUUCUUUUACAGUGGCUUACUUUGGAUGUUUUUAGGUUCUUUGUCAUGCACUGAGCUAUCAACAUUACUGUUUUUCUCAGUGUGGAAAAUAAGUCCCAAACCAGAUAAAAUACUAAGUGCACAUGCUACCCCACUGAAUGUGAGGAGGUAUAUAUCCUUCUACAGCAAUUUUCCUUUCAUUUCAUAGAAAAUGUCCACAGCAGAUCUUGCUUAGUAUGAGAUCCCUAUUCCUUAAUGAAUCCUGUUGUCAGUUUAUUUGAAUGCCUCUUUCCACAUGUCUGCACCCACAACGGGCAAGCAACCUGAGUGAGGCCCACAGAAAGUGUGAGACAUAUUUGUCUUUUAAGAAACAGAUCAAAUAAAAUGAAAGUUUGACUGUGAGAGCAUGAAUGUGGGGAUUUGUAGAGUUCAUGUAGGCUGAGCAAGGUUUGGGAAACUGACACCACUGAACACAAUGAAGAGCUGCUUGCUCUCUCUAGAUGCUCAUGUUUGUUUUUUAAAGUAGGCUUGAAAAAAACACAUAACUUCCUCCCAUCUCUAAACAAGCAGUUAAAUAACCAAUAACUGUUUCUAUUUAUUUAAGAAUGGGACACCUGUUGGCCUUGUAUUAUCUUUUUUAUUAGAUGCAGAAUAACAUUCAGGAGAAGAGAGGAGUCUAACAGUAAGAUAAUUAUUCUAUUAUCUAGAUUCAAGGAUCUUUAUUCUUUUUUUUUUAUUUUUUAUUUGUAAGUCCUCAUGCAGCAACACAUGACAUGAAAAUUAAGCACGUACUUAAUUUUAAGAGCAUCUUAAAUGUUUUAAUGCACUGGGGCUGCAGAGAAUGUUUUCAUUGCCUUUAGGAAUUGUGCCAAAGAGUGUGAUCUGUAGAUAUCAGAGACCAAUUUGUGUGGCCUCUUUUGCAUCAUGUAUAUAGUGAGUAAAGAUUGAUUGAGUAGAAAGUGAGUAGUCCACACUGAAAACCUUGGAUUCAUUCUUAUCUGGUGUCUAACCAAUAAAUCUUGGCCCAUCUCUUCUGCUUCAGCAUACUAAAUGUGCCUCAACCACUUCAGGCCAUCCCUUCAGCACAGCAUCCCAGCUUACAGCUUGCCCAUCCUAUUCAGGGUCACUGAACUUCCAUGUGGCAUAACAAGGAUGAAAACAAAAUCUGGUCAUGUCCAAAAACCUGGACUCAGUGUGCCCUACAGAGAGUCAGUCUCAGCCACACAUGGUUUUCCUCUCAGGAAAGUAUUUGGUUCAUUCUAGGUGAGACUGUGAGUAAUCACUGUGUGUGCAAAGUGGGAACAAGAAGUGUCUCUGUGUAGGCUGACAAGGAAGCUUCUGACCUAUUUAAACCUAGCAGUGAAAAUUAAACAAAUACUCAAGUGUUUCCUUGGUCAAAACUAGUAUGUUAUUGAGAAGAGACUUCAGGGGCAGUAUUUGUAUACCUACCUACCUACCUACCUACCAGCUGCUGAGCUUUUUCAUUAAUUUUGACUGACAGUUCUGUAUUGGCUUUUUUUUUUUUUUUUUUUUUGUUUUUGUUUUUAAUAAAAGUGAUUUUUAAAUGUUAGAAAUCAAUCAAUAUGAUUCAUACAAAAUAGCUAUUUCACCUCAAUCUUUUGCUUCUUGCUUGGGCAAAUUUUCUACCAGACUUAGCAGGUAAUUUGGGAGUUUCCUAUGCUAGUAACAAAGGAUGAAGCAAAGGGUGAAAUGCUUUGGGUAAAAAAACCCCUAUCUUAUUCAUGGAUAUUUCCCUUCUAAUAUUUUAAUAUCUAGCUAGUGCUAUGGCCAAUUCUACAUUUACAGAAUCAAUGUUAAAAGCAUGCUGGUUAGAUAUGCUCAUAAAAGGUACAGAAAUACCAAUAAAUUGAUUAAAUAAACCAUGCAGUGGUAAUUUUAAUUCAUGGCACUGUUACUCCAGGGUGAUGCAGAUGAUAAAACCAUCAACUCGUGAGAAAUAACUUGGCCUAGAGACAUCAUCCAGCAGUUUCCGUACUGGAGGAAGCCACUUCAUUACUCUAGUGCAGAUGUAAUUAAUUGGCAAUGUUUUGUGUCCCCAUAUUCUCUACACAAUUGACUGAAAACAACAGUCUCUGUACAGUGAACUGUUCAGAGAUUCUCUCAUGUGGCAGAGAGCCUUUACCCCCAGGUUAACAGCCUGAAUUAUGAGUCAGUUGGUCCAGACCACUGUUACAUUCUUAAGUAAAUAAUUAGCAGGCAAAUUAUUUAAUUAUUGCAAUUUGGCAGCAAAAGCAACUGUUUGUUGUUCUUCAUUAUGAAUUAGUCCAGUAGAAAAGAGGAUUUGAUGAAACUUUAUCCCCCUGGUUUGUUAUAGCCUGGUUGGAUCCAGAUACAGAAACAUGUUUGAUAGCAAAAUUGGAAAGAUAUAUGGUAUACCAACACAGAUACAUGUAAAGUUUGGACAAAUUUCCUACAGAACCUUGAAACUAUAAAUAUGCACUUUAGCAGUCACCAAAUGGAAUAUGUUCCCAUCAAUCCAUUUCUUGAUAAUAUCAUAAGAAAAGCCAGUCUAAUAUAAGCCAAUAGGCAAAUAAAUUAAUUAAAAAACCCUACAUUUUCUUUGCUGCUUUGUAACACACAUAAGAGCUGAGAUUAAAAGUUUGGAAAGUUAACUCCCUUGGUGUAAUUUAAUGUUUUAAAGAAUCUGUGGAUACACUGGAAAGAAGUAAGUGAGAAGCUUUUCCAUCUGUAAGAAAUCCUAACGUGCCAAACUGUUUCCAGUGAAUGAACAAAACAGUUAAGUAUACUGACUUUUUAUUAGGAUUUGAAAAAAUCUUCUAUUAACGCACUGUAAUUUUGCACUAUUUUGUAAGAAAAUUUUAAAAAAAGGAAAAAGAAAAAAAGGAACUGAAAAACAGAAAAAAGUCUAAAAAUAGAUGCCAAAUGUAUAGUUUGUAAAAUACUAUUUUUCUGAUAUCUCAUUACAUUGUGAUUCUAACUGUGUUAUUGUAAACUGUGAAAAAUGUGAUGUUCUGUUGUGACACAGCCUAUGAAGGGCCAUUUCUAAUACAGGUUAUUCACCUGGACUUGUUUAUAUGAAACAUAUUCAUAAAUCUGAGAUCACUUUUAUACUUAUUUUUUGUAGGCUAUUUUUCCACAUUUGCAACACAACUGUUAUUUUAUAUCAAACAUUAAUUUUGCUUUCAAAUAUUAUUUGAAUAGGUGGGUGAGUGUCUUAAAUGUGCCAGAGAUUCAAAUCUGUAACAGAGAUAACUCAGAAACUCUUCUUUGCCAAACUGUAAUGCUACUAAAAUCAAUGAUGUUUUGUUGAAAAAUAGGCACACUUUCAAUAAACAUAAGUUGCUAGUCCAAUAAUGAUGACAAUGUCACAUUUUCUAGGAUGAAUGCCUGGUAGUUAUGAGCUGCAUUUCCCUGCUGUCUUUGUGUAUGUUGAGGAAACAAAACUGUGUGCCAUAGCUGAACGUCAGAGAUAUUCAGUCACCUAAAUAACGUGCCAUGGAUUUGACCUCUGGGGUACAUUAAUGAGGAUUAGGAGAAAAAACAAGCUGCUUGUCCUGAUUCAAACUCAGUUUCUGUGAUGGGUCACAUGGAAAUGGGGUGGUUGUCAAGGCAGGACUGGGACAAUCUGAGCAGAAAGAGUAAGUUCUGUGCACAGAAACUUGGGGACAACAUUUAUUGUGUUAGUGCAAGAUCAGGACCAAAGUCCCUUUCUUGUACCUUUGAACUCACACAUGUAACACUGAGUGAGAUGAUCUGAUAGGAACCCUUUCUUCAUGUUCCCAGCUAAUGAUAUUCCUUGUGCUGACAACUUUUAUGUGUCUUAUAUAGUAUGUGUAUAAUGCAUAAAUUCGUGUGUAAGAAAGAGUAAACAUGGCAAAUCGAAUCUUAAUAAAAAUAAUAGAAAUAAUUCUUACUUGCAGGCACAUUUUAAGAUGCCAUGUUAAAAGUUCUUGUAAAAAGCUGUAUUUUUUAUUUAUUAGUGAUUGUAUAUUUUGCCCCAUGAUCUAGACAUUUUAUAUCAGGGAGUCAACCAAAAGCCUGGUUUUUGUUCUCUUUGAACACUACCAUCACCCUGAGAUGCAUCUGGAAAAUGUAGAGGUCAACCACUGAUGUUUUGUGGUAUUUUUUUUAAUAUGAUGUUGUUGUUGAACUUACUUCUGAUUACCUAUAGCUAUGUUCAGAGUUUUCAGCAUAAUUUAAUUGCAAACUGAAGAUAUCUACUGAAUGAAACUACAGGUAACCAUAAUUAUUACAAAGACUUUGACCAUUUAUGUGAAAUUAAUAUUUCAGAACACUGAUUCCAAGAUGGUUAAUGAGCAGCUCAUUGACUCUUAUUUAUUGAGCACUGGAAUUCUCCCUAAAGGAUAAACACUGAAACAUGUAAAUAAUAGUGCUCUAUAUAAGCCUAACAUAAUAUUGUAAUAGGUAUAUUUAAAAUAAAAAGAGAACAUUCC